Xiphophorus couchianus (Monterrey platyfish) is the source of this 4756-nucleotide messenger RNA. Its product is annotated as solute carrier family 41 member 3-like. Gene Ontology annotation, molecular function: monoatomic cation transmembrane transporter activity. Gene Ontology annotation, biological process: monoatomic cation transport. The coding region runs from base 997 to 2346 and encodes 449 amino acids. The transcript has 10 exons. Lineage: Eukaryota; Metazoa; Chordata; Actinopteri; Cyprinodontiformes; Poeciliidae. Gene Ontology annotation, cellular component: plasma membrane. The record is from RefSeq and is a predicted model, not a curated record.
GCCCUGCCUCUUUCGUGCUACGUCACCACUGAGCAGGAUACGCUGAUGCCGACAGGAGGAAACAGGCACUCGUGUCUGCCAGAAGCCGGCUGCUCCAUCCUCUCACCGGAUCUUUCACCGGCUUCACAGAACUCCCUGGUUUCUCAUUUUGACCCUUAUUUUGAGCCUGGCCAAAUCAGACAACAGACUGAUUCGGACUCUUAAGACCUUCUGGGAAUAUGAAUCAUCUUCUGCCACAGAGCAAUUGACAUCAGUGGCGGGAUACAGUUUUGCCUCAAAGAUGGAGGUCAAAUGUGUUUCAGACCGGGACAGGAGGAUUUACAACUCAACUUAACAAACUCCCUCUGUGAAGUUAAUCAAAGUGAUCUGGGAGCAACAGGAGCUCAAUCAGACCUCGUCGACAGCUGAUGGAUCGUCUUCACGCUCUCUGUCUGACAUGUUGGAGUAAAUUUAUCUUUUAAUCAAGGAUUUAGACAUUGAUGUUUAGUGCCGGCGCUCGUUGAACGUCGUGACCUAUAAAUCAGAAAUGGUGUUAAUGAAUGUGUUCCCCAGUAAGGCUGACAGAUAGGUACGUCAUCACUGCUGACUCACUACGUGGCCAAGAAUGCCUCACUUACAUGCUCUAAAUUUAGAUUUAAAGCCUCUAACUUUGAUUUUGCCUGAAAAGAUGGACUAUUGAUCAAUUUCUCUCAUCAGAGUUAAAGGCAAAUUAAAGAGGUUAUUAAAAUCUUGAAACUUCUUGACACAGAACAGUCAUUUUUCUACUAGUCAAGUUGUUUGGCAACAUCACUAAUCAAUCCUUAAAUCCCCAAAGUGGCCUUGUCCUAUGAACAAGAACAAGAUUGUUUGACUUCGUCUCUGUUGACUUCUUUGGACUACUGACCCAAUCCAAGAUUACUUUGGACAUACAGGAAGGGAACAUUACUCGUGUUUUGCUUGAAGUUUCUCUCAAUAUGGGAUAUCUUAUCUCAAAGUGACCGCCAGACCCCCAUCAACAUGGUGGUGACUCGUCUUGAGUUGGAGCUUCGCUACCAGGACAAGAAGCUCCGUGGCGUGACAUGGAAGCUGACGCGAUCUGAACAUGGUUUCCUGCCAGAGAGCUCCUGGCUCAUCGCGGCACAGGUUAUGGUGCCCUACCUGAUAUCGGGACUCGGAAUGGUCUCUGCUGGGAUCCUAAUGGACCUUAUGCAACACUGGGAGGUGUUCAAGGUGAUAACGGAGGUUUUCAUCCUGGUUCCGGCUCUCGUCGGCCUCAAAGGAAACCUGGAGAUGACCCUGGCUGCUCGGCUCUCCACCGCCGCCAACACGGGCCAAAUGGAUGAUCCAGACAAACAGUGGACCAUGGUGUGCAGCAACCUGGCUCUCAUUCAGGUCCAGGCCACGGUGGUGGGCUUCCUGGCGGCAGUGGCAGCCGUCUGCUUGGGUGCAAUCUCCAGAGGAGGAGUAGAGCUGGACCAGGCGGCCGUCCUGUGUGCCAGCAGCAUCACCACUGCCUUCGUAGCUGCUCUGUCCCUGGGCCUGGUGAUGAUCGGAGUGAUCAUCGGCUCCAGGAAGGUGGGAAUCAACCCGGACAAUGUGGCCACGCCCAUCGCCGCCAGCCUGGGGGAUCUGAUCACGCUGUCCCUGCUGGCCGGGGUCAGCACCACGCUCUACCAGUACAAAGACCUCUGGUACCUGUCCCCCUCGGUGUGCCUGCUCUUCCUGGCUCUGAUCCCGCUGUGGGUGGUGUUGGCCCGACAGAGUCCGCAGAUCAAAGAGGUUCUCCGCUCUGGCUGGCAGCCUGUUAUAGUAGCCAUGUCCAUCAGCAGUUUUGGGGGCCUUAUCCUGGACAAGACAGUGAGUGACCCCAACUUUGAGGGGAUGGCUGUUUUUACGCCUGUUAUUAACGGAGUGGGUGGAAACCUGGUGGCCAUCCAGGCCAGCAGGAUUUCAACAUACCUUCACUUCUGGAGCGCUCCAGGUGUUCUGCCCAGCAAGAUGAGCCAGCACUGGCCCAGUCCCUGCGUCAGCUUCUUCUCUUCAGGAGUGAACUCUAAGUCGGCGCGUGUGCUGCUGCUGCUGGUCGUACCCGGGCACCUGGUCUUCCUCUACGCCAUCUCUCUGCUGCAGGGAGAGGAGGCUCCUGUCACCACAGCCUUCACCAUCUGCUACCUGUGUGCAGCUCUGCUCCAGGUAGCCAUUCUUCUAUACGUAGCCGAUCUCAUCGUCCGUCUGAUGUGGAGACGAAGUCUGGACCCCGACAACUUCUCCAUCCCGUACUUGACCGCUCUGGGGGACCUGCUGGGGACCGGCUUCCUGGCCCUCUGCUUCCGCUGCGUCUCAAUGAUUCACAGUUUGGGCCUGUGAAGUUUUUCGCACUAAUCCCUGAACAAACGCUGAGAUAUUACCUGUCUUACUGCACCACUUUUUUUUUCUUCUAAAGCAAUUUUGAGAGUUUCUCCAGAUUUUGAUCACUGAGCCAGUUCAAACACAAACCCAGGCCUUUACUUUCACUCUCUAGAGGAACAGCAGUCGAGUCUCUGCGCUGAGCGGUUGGCCUCAGUUUGGAGUUGGGUUUACAGAAAAGACUUAGAGCUGCCAUCUUUAGGCGGGCCACUCUAUGCAUGUAUGCUGGAGGACAAGCAAGUUGCUACACACUAAUUGGAUAGAAUAUGAGCGAAGAGUUCAGUUUGCGUUACGGCUCACAUGUCCCGGUGCGUUAGGUCAAGUAGACGGGGAUGUUUCUGUAUCUCCUUCACAAGCUCUUAUCUCAUUUUAAAAAAUCUAAUAAAAUUAAGAGCUCUAUCAUGACAGAAAUGUGCAACAGAAGUUAUAUAAAACGAAAAAGGCCAUUGAGGAAGAAAUGUGAAAUAAACAAUGGAUCAUGUCAGAUUUGUUCUUUAGUUGAAGAUAUUGAUCACUGUUCCUUUAAAUCUUUGUCCCUAUUUUCCAUCAUGGCUGCAUCUGUGGCUCUACUGGCUCCCUGCUCUACUCAUGUCGCUGUUGUCAUUCUUCUACGCUGUAUUUCCCUCCGUAGUAACAACUUGGUUGAAAUAAAAUUCUUCAAUAGGUCAGACUGGUACUUGACCACCAUGUUUAAAAUCCACUAAACCGCCGACUUCAGAGUUUGUGACGCACUAAAUGUUGCUUUUAAAUCAGUGGCAGUAUCUGGGACAUUUCUGGGGUCUGUUUGUGGCUCCUGGCAGCAGCUUUGUGCUUCUCAUACUGCACACGUCUUUGUACAACCUCAACCCCGUAGUGCCAAGCUUCUUUGCACAGAAUGUACGUAGCAUUGUACGGAUUAGCAACAGAAGUUGCCAGACACUCUCAGACAGUUUCAGGUCAGAGGGUCAGCGGCCCUCCAUGUCCUCUACAGGAGUGGUCAACCAAACUGACCAAUCUACCCCACAGUGAGAAGGUGAAACCUGUUUACAGACACAAAGAAGGAAGACGGACAUGUAGCUGUUCUCAGAAAGGAAGAGCCGAGCAAAACUCAACGGAAGGAAACUUUUUGACUCAUAAAUGUUAAAGCACACACUCUUGUUUGUCACACGAAAUGAAAAGUUUAUUGUCUUUAGAGAAAGAACAGGAAACACUAAAAGUCAAAUUAACCACUUUAUCUUUAUCUGAUGAAACUGGGGAUUUCUUCGUUAUGUACAGCUUCUCUAGUUUCUGUUCUCUUUGCAGAUUUAUUUUUAUUAACAAGUUCCAGUGAAACUUUGAGUGGGGAAAGACAUUUGGCCUCACAUGUUAGUGAACUUCCUCUGAAAGCAGAAGCUGGAGCUUCUCUAAAAAAAAGAUCCAUGUUUGCUGUCAACCAAACGAAGCAGGCAGCGUUCACAACUCCUCUGAACAUCUCCUUGGUAGCACCUAAAAGUGAAAAAGAAUCUGAUUGGAUGUAAAAUUACUAAACAAGAUAAUUCAAGCUCAUUUCACUGUACUUCUCCAGAAAUCCAGUUCAAACGAACCGGACUUUCUAGGCCAACCAGUUCAAUUAUCGUGGACUAAACAGGACUGGUUUGAAUUCAUCCUAAAUCAACAGGAAGUCAUGUUUUUGUAGUUUCUCCUUGUUCCAAACAAGCCAUGCUUUUAUUUCGAAGGUUUACAUUGAAGUCACAAAUGGAAGGUUUGAGGAUUCAGAACAGGGUAUUAGAAAUAGUUCAGCCUUUUCCCAGUGUAGCUACCAACAGAGUUUUGCUAAGACAACAAUGACCUGGAACUGAUUCCGUUUCUUUUUAUUCUCUCAUUAUUCUCUGUUCCAUGUAGAUCUAACCUUUUCCAUUUCAUUUAAAACACUGAGAAUGAGUUCACCUAUUUCACCAUCUGUACAACAUUUUUAUAUUUUAGUUUUUUCUGCUGUGAUUUAAUUCAUAUAAAAACACUAAAUCAAGAUGUUUUCAGCUUUUGUUUGAGUGUUGACAUGGAGUGUUAAAGAACCUUGUAGUUCAGUUCUCAGACCAUUAAAAUCUCAUAUGUUGACAUACACUCUUUUUCAAAGAUGCUUACAGAAGAAAUCUAAGCCAGUUCUUACUUGACAGUGCUGUGAAAAAGUAUUUAACCCUUUACAGGUUUCUGAUUUUUCUACUUUUAUGUUGUCAGAAAUUGAUUUCUUGAUUGCCCAGGCAAAGUGAGUUAAUUCAUUAUUUUACAAGAGAUGUGAUUCUAUUUUCACAGAGGGCCAAGUUGGUUUGGAUAGGUUUUCUUUCCUUAGUUAAUGAAACUGCAUUUUAUAUCUACUUAUAUUAAUAUUUGUUUGAUCUUAAACAAUUAUUUGUGA